Solanum dulcamara is the source of this 1591-nucleotide messenger RNA. RefSeq names its product zinc finger AN1 and C2H2 domain-containing stress-associated protein 13-like. The record is from RefSeq and is a predicted model, not a curated record. Gene Ontology annotation, molecular function: zinc ion binding. Gene Ontology annotation, cellular component: cytoplasm. The coding region runs from base 493 to 1326 and encodes 277 amino acids. The transcript has 2 exons. Lineage: Eukaryota; Viridiplantae; Streptophyta; Magnoliopsida; Solanales; Solanaceae.
UUAAUCAUAGCUCUUUCGUUUGAGUCAUGACUAUGAAAAGAUCCUUCAUAGCGAGCGCUUCUUCCCUCCCCCGAAUAGAGCCCUACGCUACACGAAUCUUAAUUAGUCUAGCUUCAAUGUGGUUACUGAACACCGAACUCAUUAUGUGAUAAAUACAUUAUACAUUCUAGUGUUUGAAACUGUAUCUAAGAUUUACUAUUCUUCAAUUGCAAUUUACAAGAAAAUGAUCAAAAUGGUCCUCAAUGUAUUGACUAAGUACAUUUUGGUCCUUCAAAAGUAUAAACAUGACACUUCCUCUUCAAAAGAGUAGAAAAGUCAUCAUUUGCCAGGCAACUUAGGCCAGACAACGUUUGAAUCUUUCUCCAAUUCCAGCGUUGUCUAUCCUAUUGUCUCCUCAAGAAUCUUCAAAGAAACCCCAUUUCCCAAAUACCCAAAUCAUCAAUUUCAAUUUUUUCCCCUUUUUUCUUGUUCUUGUUGUUGUUUGCAAAUUCAAUGGGUACGCCAGCAUUCCCAAAUCUUGGGAAGCAUUGUUCUGUUGAGGAUUGUAGGCAGAUUGAUUUCUUGCCUUUUACCUGUGAUUGCUGUCACAAGGUGUAUUGUUUAGAUCAUCGAAGCUAUAUUAGACAUCAGUGUCCAACGGCUAACAAGAAUAAUGUCACAGUGGUCAUUUGCCCGCUCUGUGCAAAAGGGGUACGCCUUAAUCCUAAUGAAGACCCAAAUAUAACUUGGGAAUCGCAUGUGAACACUGAGUGUGAUCCAUCGAACUAUGAGAAAGCCACAAAGAAAAAAAAAUGUCCUGUGCCUCGCUGCAAAGAGCUCUUGACUUUCUCCAACACAAUCAAAUGUCGGGAUUGUACUGUCGAUCAUUGCUUGAAGCACCGGUUUGGACCUGAUCACAGCUGCCCCGGACCUAAGAAACCAGAAACUACUUUCCAGUUCAUGAACUUCCUGAAUGGAAGUAAAGAAGAGUCAAAGAAAGCUCACCACACGUCGACCUCAAGAUGGACCACGAGCCUAUUCAAGGCAGUAUCAUCUGUAAAGGAAAAGUUCAACAGUGAAUUUAAUCAAACACAGCAGACAGGGCAAAGCAGCCGCGCCACCAACCACAACGUUACUAACAACAGCAGUCAAGUAGAGCCAUGCCCACAAUGUCAUGUAAGAUUUUCUACCGUCAGAGCUCUCAUCGACCACGUGCAGAAAGUCCACGAGAAGAAUGGUGUUAUGAACUUGACAGUCGAUGUCUGUCCGAGAUGUAGUAAAGGUUUUCGAGAUCCUGUUGCCCUUGUGGAACAUGUUGAAAGGGAACAUAAAGGAACUUCUAUGUAAAGAAGCAAAUAACAACAACAUACCGGUAGGAUGUACACACACCUUACUCCUAUCUUUGCGGGAUAGGGAGGCUGUUUCCAAUUUUUUCAACGUUAAGAAGCAAAAGUACAUAAUACUUUUUUCUUGUAAAUUCUGUUUCAGAAAAAAAGGUCUAUUUAUUCUUCCAAGAUUACAAAUGAUUUGAGGUUGGUUGAUGAUCAAUAUGAGUUGAACAAUAUAAUUUUCUUGUGAACAUGAGACUGAGUUUUUUCUCUGAAGUGGAUGG